AUGAAGGCGAAGGUGGAAGUUUUGAGAACUCCGUUAGAGGAUGGGCGAACAGCAUCGAUUCGAAACGAGGCGAGGGCCUGGACGGCGCGACCUGCGGCAUGUGAGGCACAACGGGUGCCUCUCUUUGGCGUGCGCGGUGAGGCACAAGGGGCGCCUCUCUUCGGCGUGCGCGGCGAGGCACAAGGGGCGCCUCUCUUCGGCGUGCGCGGCGAGGCACAAGGGGCGCCUCUCUUCGGCGUGCGCGGCGAGGCACAAGGGGCGCCUCUCUUCGGCGUGCGCGGCGAGGCACAAGGGGCGCCUCUCUUCGGCGUGCGCGGCGAGGCACAAGGGGCGCCUCUCUUCGGCGUGCGCGGCGAGGCACAAGGGGCGCCUCUCUUCGGCGUGCGCGGCGAGGCACAAGGGGCGCCUCUCUUCGGCGUGCGCGGCGAGGCACAAGGGGCGCCUCUCUUCGGCGUGCGCGGCGAGGCACAAGGGGCGCCUCUCUUCGGCGUGCGCGGCACAAGUUUGUAA
Molecule: messenger RNA, 510 nt
Organism: Closterium sp. NIES-65
Lineage: Eukaryota; Viridiplantae; Streptophyta; Zygnematophyceae; Desmidiales; Closteriaceae
Source: the annotation of a GenBank genome assembly